Molecule: messenger RNA, 1526 nt
Organism: Dermacentor albipictus
Lineage: Eukaryota; Metazoa; Arthropoda; Arachnida; Ixodida; Ixodidae
Source: RefSeq, a predicted model, not a curated record
UCAGGCUGGCAGAAGAUGAAAAUGAUCUCGUAGGUAUGCACUAAUCUGUGCCACAGAGUCAAAAGGGCUACAUCCACAAAGAGUAAAACGCACUCAGCAGUGAGAAAGGUGCUUGCCUGAGCUCUUUUGAAGCGUCGUGCGUGAUUCGAGCCCAACGAAGGCUUUGGACACCCACGUCCAACCAGGCAGGGCUCUCAGCCUCAAAUCCAAGGCGAUGCACACGGACCGCACUCCGCUUCUGGACGAAGUCGAACCAUUCGACGGCGAGGGAACUGAAGCGGGCCUCUAACAGCCUUCGUCCCCUGCCCCACAACAGGCGGCUUCGAUGGCCAGUGUAAGUGUAGACUCUGCUGCAGUUCAGGUCGGACAUGGCGUGGCUGAUUGCGGACCCUCGCGUGGCAGUCAAGGCGGCGGAAGUGGCGGAGAGGACACAUUGCGGGACGCUCCGAGCCCCUCUUCUCGAUCAGUGGCUCCUCUCAUGGAACCAGAAGGUGAUCGAGCAUAUCCGAGGAGCCGUCCACAAGCCCUGCGUAGGCGAAUCUCGCACAUCUUCUCCAUCUCGCGGUACUCGCCGACGCUCCUGCUCAUCACGCUGCUCAACCUGACCGUGCUGCUCCUGCUUCUGCUCUUCUGGCGCCAGAAGAUCGUCCACCACUCGUCGAAGAUAAUUUGAGUUCGACCUCUAUUAAUGUGUGUCUCACUUUUCGGAGUGGAAAAACGCCUCUAGCGCUAUACCAGUACAAUGAGAAGCCCUAAUAUUUGCGGACGAGUGGCCAGUGCAAUUAUAUUUGGUAACUUGCAGAAUUUAAAAAAAAAUUCCCAACUUGAAAUUCUGAAGAUCAGACUGUUGAGCUAUCUGGUACUUCAGGACUUGAGGUAAAGUGAAACAGAGCGCGUAGGGCAUCACCACUUCUUUUCUUCUACGUGCUCACUUUCGCUUUACCUCAAAUCAGGAAAUUCAGAUUUGCGGUAUAUCAAUGACUGAACAAUAUAUGUCGAUAAAAAAGAUAUCGACACCCUCACCAAGCACUUUAGAUCUUCAGAGUUUUCACAUAUGCACCUUGCUCGUGUCCAAAUGCCUGGAUGGUUGGUUCACACAAUUAUUUGAUCAGGGAAACUCAUGAUUUAUUGGGAAUAAUGUAUUUACGCUCCUAUUUUGAUCAUGUGCCAAGAAUUUGCCCACUGCAGUAAAAAUACUUGCUUUUUGUUCUGGUAUAUAUUAACAGAGGUCCCACCCUUGCAGUUUUUCGCUUUGAGAAUUGUAUAUGAUCAGUAACAAAAUAACGUUGCACUAUGUGCAUUAUAUAAAACUAAGUUAAACUUCAAUGACCUUAACCUUAAGAUCCUCUUGAAACGAGGUUGCCGUGAAUGUUUAUAAGAACUUUCGAAUGCGUCGAGGGCAGUUUGUGGAGCGGAUGGUGCACCUCUUUGUAACUGGACCUGAAUCACUGAGACUACUUCACCAUGUGGUCUCUUCACUCAAAUUCUCAUAGUAUAGGAGGAGCCAGUAAUAAAGUGUAUGGCCA